AUGGCGAAAGCAAAGUCACGAACGAUCCUCGUCCGCCUUCUCUCGACGGUCGGGACGGGAUAUUCGUAUGUUGCGCGGAGGCCGAGGGUGGCGGAGAGGAAGCUUGCGUUCAUGAAGUACGACCCCCGAGCCGGCCGCCACGUCCUCUUCACCGAAGCGAAGAUGAAGUAA
Messenger RNA from Rhodotorula toruloides NP11, 171 nucleotides. RefSeq names its product 50S ribosomal protein l33. The transcript has 5 exons. Gene Ontology annotation, molecular function: structural constituent of ribosome. The coding region runs from base 1 to 171 and encodes 56 amino acids. Gene Ontology annotation, cellular component: ribosome; large ribosomal subunit. NCBI's taxonomy places the organism in Eukaryota, Fungi, Basidiomycota, Microbotryomycetes, Sporidiobolales, Sporidiobolaceae. The record is from RefSeq and is a predicted model, not a curated record. Gene Ontology annotation, biological process: translation.